Messenger RNA from Carya illinoinensis, 2432 nucleotides. RefSeq lists its product as uncharacterized. The transcript is spliced from 3 exons. NCBI's taxonomy places the organism in Eukaryota, Viridiplantae, Streptophyta, Magnoliopsida, Fagales, Juglandaceae. The record is from RefSeq and is a predicted model, not a curated record. Bases 122 to 2167 code for a protein of 681 amino acids.
GAAGUUUUGAGAUGCAUUUGAUUUGAAAAAAAGAAAAGGGUGAAACACGGGUAAAACAGCGAAGCACGCGCAGAUUAAAAAUUGAAUUGCGAGAGAGAAUACGAGGCGGAAGAAUACUAAGAUGGAAGGCAAAGAAAAAGGUGCGAAGAGAGAAGCCAAAAAGCAGGGAUUGAUGGUGAAAAAGUUGAAACGCCGUAUGUUGGUAGGGAAAAGAGGAGGCCCUUGUACUCCACCACCCACAUGGAGGCUUGAGCUUUCAUCUCACGAGAAUGAUGACACCUGUACUAGUAACAUACAAGAAUUCCUCACCUUUCCCAAUAACACUGCAACAGUCUCAGCCAGAAAGCUCGGUGCAAACCUCUGGGACUGGGAGAUACAGCCCCAUCAACACGUCCCACUCAGGCUUGCUAAACUGAGUAAGGGUGUUGCUAGGCCCCGUCACCACCACCACAGGCACAAGGGGUUUGAGGUUUCCCAACACUUGGUUGACCCUCCUGAUAGCCCCCCUUACUCGCCAGCUAGUGCAACUCGGUUGAGGAGGCAUGUUGCAGCUUCUCCUGUACGACAGCAUCGAUCACUUCAAAGGAACCAUUGUGCCCUGCAGCCUUUAUCUUCUGCAAGUUAUGGUAGCUCGUUGGAGGUGGCAUGUUAUAGCCCUGCUGUCACUCCCACAAGUUCUUUGGACUUGAAGGCUAGAAUGGUUGAAUCAAGUUACGGCCUUAAAACAUCCACACCGUUACUGAAGGUGCUCAAUCGGAUCUGGAGUCUUGAAGAAGAAAAAAUAUCCAAUAUAUCGUUGGUAAAAGCAUUGAAAACGGAACUAUGUCGCUCGCAGGCUAGAAUUAGAGAAUUGCUAGAAGAGAAGCAAUCAGAUAGGCAUGAAAUGGAUGACCUGAUGAAUCAAGUUACUGAGGAUAACCUUGUUAGGAAGAAUAAGGAGCAAGAUCGAAUUAAAGCUGCAGUGGGAUCUAUCAGGAAUGAGCUAGAAGGUGAGAAGAAGUUAAGAAAGCACUCAGAAAGCCUGCACCGAAAGCUAACUCGAGAGCUUUCUGAAUUGAAAUCAUCUUUUUCAAAUGCUUUGAAAGAACUUGAAAGAGAGAGAAAUGGACGGCUUCUCUUGGAAAACUUGUGUGACGAGUUUGCUGAAGGAAUAAGAGAUUAUGACCAAGAAGUCCGGUCUUUAAAGCACAAGACUGACAAGGAUGGGGUUGGUAGGGAAAACACUGACAGGUUAAUUCUCCAUAUUUCAGAAGCAUGGCUUGAUGAACGGAUGCAAAUGAAAUUGGUGGAAGCUCAAAAUGAUCUUGCAGAAAAGAAUACAAUCCUGGACAAGUUAGGGUUUGAUAUAGAAACUUUUCUUCAAGCUAAACAGUCCACUGAAUCAAGGAAAAAUAGUAACUUGUCACCCCAGGAGCUAAAGAAUGUGGGUCGGCUUUCGCGAGAAUCCUUUCCUUUGAAUGAGACUGUUAGUGCACCUCAAAGUGCAGCUGAUGAAAAUUCCUCUACGAAUGGUGAUUCAUGUUGCUUUGAACUAAACAAGAGUACUGGUGGGAAACGAAGCAAAGGCAGCUCCAAACAGAAGGAUAAUAAUGCUGCAGAGAGCGAUCACAAAGAGAUUUUGAAAUCAAGUUCGCUUAGAAAAAAGGUAGGAUUAUGGGAAAUCAAUGAAGUCUGUAACUCAUCUUGUUUGCACGGUCAGUUUGAAGAACAUAAGAUGAAGGCCAUGCCAUGUAAUGGUAGCAGGAGCCAGUUAGCAGUGAGGCAACAGGGUGAGAUGCGAGGAGAGCAAGAUGUUAUAAACUAUCUUGAGAAAUCUGUAACGCGUGGGGCUACACAGGAAGAUCUACAAGAAGGAUGCAGCAGACGAGUUGGAACCAGUGGACUGAAGUCAAGUCAUGUGCUUAAUAACUCGAUUCGAAGUCAUUCCUUGUCAUUGGAAGGUCAAAGUAAUUGCAGAGAAGAUUCUUGGUUUCAGUCUGUAUUAACAGAUAAUGCAACUCCAGCACAACAAUGGAUGUCAAAAUUAAUGACUCCAGAUCCUGGAAAAUGUGAAUCUUCUCUGAGAUGGACGCAGGGCUUGAAGGAGAAUACAUUGAUGGCAAAACUACUUGAAGCAAGGUUAGAGGGACAGCACUCUCGCUUAAAAUCUUCCAGAGGUUCAUUUUAAAUUCAACAUGAUAAUGGUAGAUUUGCCUGUGGAAAGAAGUAAUUGAUUGAGCAGUGCACUGCUUUGUGAAUAUCGUGCCUAGAUAGGUCCUCUUCCUAAAACGAGUAUUUGUAGUAAAGCAAUGUAUCAGGGUAAAAGGUGGCAUCCUUAUUAUAGUCUUGCUAUAAUAGAGAUAAUGGUGUACAUCAGUACAUGGAUCAAAACUACUAGGACAAUGCUGCCAACCAAGUCUUGUUUAAAAUCAACUCGACCUAUUUUUGCUGUG